AUGAACAAGGAGUAUGUGAGGGUGGACUACCCAUCGUAUGCUGCCAUUGAGCUGUCGUGCACUUCCGCUGAUGACCCGAUUGUACAUGCUAUGAUGCGAGUAUACGUUCAGAUUGCCUACACCAACACUGAGCUUGAAGACUCCGAUAUCUGCGCUAAGCAAGAGAUGAAAUUUAAGCCUGGGGAGUUAAAGGCCUUCCGGAUACUUUCUGAGAACGGUGCAAUCUCAAGUUUCACUCCUCGUCAUCUCUGCGAUCACAAAUCUAAACAGGAUACCUCGGGCCUGCCGCCUAGUGCCUAA
Penicillium verhagenii is the source of this 300-nucleotide messenger RNA. RefSeq lists its product as uncharacterized. The record is from RefSeq and is a predicted model, not a curated record. The transcript has a single exon. Bases 1 to 300 code for a protein of 99 amino acids. Lineage: Eukaryota; Fungi; Ascomycota; Eurotiomycetes; Eurotiales; Aspergillaceae.